CAAACUGCAUAAAACGUCUGACGGAUUCUUACUAAAUCAACGUCCUUGACAAGGUUGAUUUUCUGAACAUGGCAAGCCGGUUGCUGAGGAAAGCGAUUGUCUGCUUUUCUGAAAAGGUGACACCACAAAGUCUUUCAUCAUGCAGACAGAUGUCUUCUGGUGUUCACCAGAUCACCAUGAUACCAGGAGAUGGCAUUGGUCCAGAAAUAUCACAGUCUGUUAAAGAUAUCUUCAGUGCUAGUGGGGUACCUGUGGAAUGGGAAGAUGUUGAUGUCACCCCAGUAAAAGGUCCUGAUGGAAACUUUAGACUACCUCAAAAAAUAUUUGACUCUAUGAGUAGAACAAAGGUUGGACUGAAAGGUCCAUUGGCAACACCAAUAGGAAAAGGUCACCAGUCCUUGAACUUAGCACUUAGAAAAGCUUUUACAUUAUAUGCCAAUGUAAGACCAUGUAAAUCUAUAGAAGGUUUUAAAACACCAUACAACAAUGUAGAUCUGGUGACAAUUAGAGAAAAUACAGAAGGAGAGUACAGUGGAAUAGAACAUAUAAUUGUUGAUGGUGUAGUACAAAGUAUAAAAUUGAUAACAGAAGAAGCUUCAAUGAGAGUGGCAGAGUAUGCCUUCAAGUAUGCCAUAGAUAAUAACAGGGAUUCAGUUACUGCUGUACAUAAAGCUAAUAUCAUGAGAAUGUCUGAUGGACUCUUCCUGAAAUGCUGUCGACAUGUAGCUGAAAAAAAUCCUGAUAUGAAAUUUAGAGAAAUGUAUUUAGACACAGUUUGUUUAAAUAUGGUACAAGAUCCUACUCAGUUUGAUGUAUUAGUUAUGCCUAAUCUCUAUGGGGAUAUUUUAAGUGAUCUCUGUGCUGGAUUAAUUGGAGGCUUAGGAGUGACACCUAGUGGCAAUAUUGGAGAGGAUGGUGCUAUCUUUGAAUCUGUACAUGGUACUGCCCCAGACAUAGCUGGUCAGGACAAGGCAAAUCCAACAGCUUUGUUACUUAGUGCAGUUAUGAUGCUUAGACAUCUAGGGUAUACAGAACAUGCUCGUAAAAUAGAGGCUUCAGCAUUUGAAGUUAUAAAAGAAGGAAAGGUUUUGACUGGUGAUUUAGGAGGAUCUUCAAAGUGUUCAGAAUUAACUCAAGAAAUUUGUCGGAAGGUUCAAGAAAUGGCCUAACAUAUCUUAUCUAUUUGACAUUAUUUUGCAAUAGAAUUAUUAUAGAUAUUUUUAAUAAGACAGCCAUUUUCAUUUUUGUGUUCAGUUUUUUGGAUAAUUUAAAUAAAAGCAUAUCAAUUAUAUGAUCAUAUUUUGUAAAAAUGGUUUAUAAUUUUCUACCCCUUGUCAUGAAGUACAUGUGGAAAGGUCAUGAAAAACAGUGUUCACGCUGUACUGUUAAAUCUACAGGCCCGGAAAGCUGCCACUCAGCGUGAAGACUGGAAAAAUUCAGGAAAAUAAUAAAAAAAGUAAAUUAAUUGUUAUUUCCAUCAUUAAAUAAAUUGUUAUGAUUACAAACCUUAUGUAACUGAAUGAAUUCUGAAAUUGAUUGUAUUUUGUAAUUUAUUAGAUGUCCGUAGUACCCCAUGUGAUAUUUUUAUUUUUUUUCAAUUAUAUGAAAAAAUCAUUUUAGUAUUUCACUAUGUUGUGUUCCUCGUUACAAGACUUCUGUAAACAGUUGAGGACCAUGUGCUGUUUCAAAAAAUAUUCUGAUAUCUUGUUAAUUAAAUUCAAAAUUACAAAUCUUUAAAGGCAUAAUUACAUGUGCAGUGCUACUUAAACCAUUUUAUUUUGUUCGAAAUUCUGCUCAUAUAACAUUGUUUCUUCUGAAUGAAUCUGUCAAAUUGUUCCAACUUGAGGCCUUCACAAAUUCAAGCAGGUAUUAAUGUGAGUUUUGCAAUAUCACACAGCAAUGGUAACAAUGUGCACAAGCUUAAAGAUCAAUUAAUAGAUGGAUUAAAAGUCUGUGCAGGUUUUUACACAUGGUUCAAGUAGAAAUGGAAACUGUGUAGAAGUUAGGGAUACAAUGACACUGAAGAAGACCUUAUGUAAAGAUGUUUUUUUUUUUUUUUAAAGGGAUUCAAAUAAAAGCCAUAUAUUACACGUUAUUAGAAAGGGAGAUAUUAAAACAUUUGAUAAUUCUCUCUCAAAAGUUCAAUUUGUAACUUUCUUAUACCGGUAGAAUAGAAUCUCAUGUAAAUAGACAUUUGUGACAUUAUAUUUUCUUUCAAAAUUAUAUUUUUCUCUUAGUCUGCAGUUGGUUUAUAUCCAUCAAAAUUUCUAUUAAUUUUGUUUUUUACAAAUUAAGAAAAUAGGCUGUAUCUGUAUGCCCAUUUAACACAAAUAUUUUUAAUUGCAUUGAACAGAUUACAUCUAGUAUGUCAAGGAUAAGGAAGGAAAACUUAAAAAAAUCCUGUUUAAAAGAGUUACCAUACAUUUUUCAGUACGUUUAUUUAUUAAGUCCAAUGAGGAAGAUGUGUUUUACUUUUACAAGUGGAUGUUAUUGUUUGUUAAUUUUGUUUUAUGUCAUGAAGUCAAUAAAUCUUUAUAACCUC
This is a messenger RNA of Mytilus trossulus (common blue mussel), 2542 nucleotides long. RefSeq names its product isocitrate dehydrogenase [NAD] subunit alpha, mitochondrial-like. The record is from RefSeq and is a predicted model, not a curated record. Gene Ontology annotation, cellular component: mitochondrion. Gene Ontology annotation, biological process: tricarboxylic acid cycle; isocitrate metabolic process. Gene Ontology annotation, molecular function: NAD binding; isocitrate dehydrogenase (NAD+) activity; magnesium ion binding. Bases 69 to 1169 code for a protein of 366 amino acids. NCBI's taxonomy places the organism in Eukaryota, Metazoa, Mollusca, Bivalvia, Mytilida, Mytilidae. The transcript has 11 exons.